Molecule: messenger RNA, 681 nt
Organism: Acytostelium subglobosum LB1
Lineage: Eukaryota; Evosea; Eumycetozoa; Acytosteliales; Acytosteliaceae
Exons: 1
Coding region: 1-681 (226 amino acids)
Source: RefSeq, a predicted model, not a curated record
AUGACCGAACAAGUUAAGAAGAGUGUUUACACAGCUGUUAAGAGUGGAGAUUCCACAUACAGCUAUGCUCCAGGCUCACCAAUGAUCACAACACAUAUCUCUGAAAUCCAACAGACCGCCACAGAGAAUGUCCAGCCAUUUGAGAGCAAGAUAACAGAGCAAUCAUCAAAGUUCUUCCCAGGUGAGCAAUCGGCUUCCUCCUCAAUGGACACAACAACCACUUCCACCGAGGGACUAUCAAAGACCGAGGCUUUGAAGCAGAAGGCUGGCAAUUUCAUUGACAAGAUUGAGCAAAAGAUUGGAGGUACUGGAAGCCAGACUGAUUCCACUGCCGCCGGUACCGGACUAGCUUCAAGCACAACCGAGGAGGCCACCACUGGAGGACAUAUCCCAACAGCUUCCAGCUUGACCAGUGAUAAAUCCACAAUGGUAUCCGAGACCACCACAGGACCAUCCAGUGACACCUACUAUGAUGGACUCCAGCACUCUGACUCUGUGCACCCAACUACCAGCUCUGGAACCGAGCCACACAAGCCAUCGACUAUUAUGAAUGUUAAGGGAUUCAUCAAGGAGAAGGUUGGUCACAUCACCAAGAACACCAAGAUGGAGGAGGAGGGCCGAUCGCUUGAGGCUGUAUACCAACAGCAGAAGCAAGAUUACACCACUUUUGCCAAGAAGUAA